UUAAGAAAUGUGGCUUCCCCCCUCUCCUUCCUGGGAAAUAUUAAUAGAUGUUGCCAACGGGACAGAGCUCUUUAAGGGUGUUGUGUAAAAUACCUCGCUUUGUGUUCACUGCAGCACUGAGCAUACAAACACCUUUUGAUUUUUCUCCAGAGAAGGAAAGACAGGGCAAAUUUUGGAGAUUUUGGAGGCAGCAAAGAUGCUCUGCAACAGCAGUAACAACCAUCCCCUCGUCUGCACAAAACUGGGAGCUAUUGACUAUUCAUGGAAAAGCGUCCGCAGCGGCAGAGCCUGUGGAAAAUGACAGCGUGUAACAAGAUUGACUGGCAUUUCCUUCACGCUGGGUCACAUGCCUGCUAAUUCACACACACACACUGGCUCAUAGGCUGAUCGAAUGACUGCUAUCUCUGCACUGCACAUACCUUCCACAGAAAGAGUUGUUUUAUUAUGCACAUGUACAGCUCUGUUUCCAAUCAGUCACCUUGAGCGAGUGACUGAGGGCCAGUGUUGGCUCCAUCCUGAGCUCUCUGCCUUUGCUCUCUAAGGGGCACAAUCUCCAUCCGCUCUCACCUGAACUUUGGCUGCCUGGUAUAUGCUGUUUGGAUAUCCUUAAGAGAUCAUCCAGGAAUGGUGGAUCACUUGCUGCCUACUGAUGAAUCCUUUUCAUCAACAAGGUCUUCUCUUGGAUACUUUGGGGACAUGACAGCUGGCGUGAGGUCCUACCAAAUGCUGCCCUCUCCCCUGUCAGAAGAUGACAGUGACUCGUCCAGCUUUUGUUCUUGUUCCAGCCCUGACUCCCAGGUCCUCAGCUCCAGCUAUGGAAGCACAUCCAGUGCAGAAAGUCAGGACAGUAUCUUAGACUAUUUAUUGUCCCAGGCUUCUUUGGGGAACACCACCACUGCAUCAUGGUGGGACAAAAGGAGACUUCAGCCAAUAGUGAAAGAGGAGUACUUUAGGUUGCCUGAAUUUCCCGUGGAUAUGGAAGACUCAGGACCAUUUCAGCCCACGCUUGAGGAGAUUGAGGAAUUUUUGGAGGAGAAUAUGGACUUGGAGCUCAAAGAAAGACCUAAAAGCGAGACCAAGGACUUGAGAGCUUGCAGCCAGGUUUCUGUUGCUUCGCUGCAGCAAAAAGACCAUAUGUUACCCAGUACUAGUUUAAAAGAGAGUAAAAAUGAGCAGUUGACUAGCUCAACGGAAGGUGGCCAAGCUUCAAAUGGAGGAGUGACCCUGGAGAAUGGAAUACCAGUUAUGCUCCAAAUUCAGCCUGUGCAGAUCAAACAGGAGUCCAACACCAGCCCCACGUCCCAAGGACCAGCACAGGAGAACAUUAAAAUUGCACAGCUCCUUGUCAACAUCCAAGGACAGACAUUUGCCCUUGUGCCUCAGAUAGUUCAGUCGUCCAAUUUGAACUUGUCCUCUAAAUUUGUCCGCAUUGCUCCCGUCCCCAUCGCCGCCAAGCCAAUUGGGCCAGGGGGCAUGAUCCAGGGGCAGACGGGAAUCAUCAUGGGUCAGAAAUUUCAAAAGAACCCUGCAGCUGAACUCAUUAAAAUGCAUAAAUGUUCUUUUCCUGGCUGCACCAAGAUGUACACGAAAAGCAGCCAUUUGAAAGCCCACCUGAGGAGGCACACAGGAGAAAAGCCCUUUGCGUGCACGUGGCCGGGCUGUGGAUGGAGGUUCUCCAGGUCAGACGAGCUGUCCCGGCACAGGCGCUCCCACUCGGGGGUGAAGCCCUACCAGUGUCCAGUGUGUGAGAAGAAGUUUGCUCGCAGCGACCACUUGUCCAAGCACGUCAAGGUGCACCGGUUCCCGCGCAGCAGCCGCUCCGUGCGCGCCGUGAACUGACGGCUCCUGCCCUGCCUGCCCGCCGGCCGUGCCCAGAGCCACCACAGCACUUUGCUCACCACCACCUUCCUAGGGAUAAUUUAUUUGUCUCCACAGAACAGUCCAUGCUGUUACUUGAUACCACCGUGUUUGAGUGCCCCCAUGUCCUUCAAAGAUGAUUGGAGAAUGAAGCUCUUUUUGGGUCAGGGGAGCGGGGCGCUUCUUCCUUUUUUUUUUUUUUUUUUUUGUUUUCUUUUAAGGAUAUUAUUUUCCUUUCCUUCUAUCUGUCUCUCCUUUGCUGCUGCUUCUUUUGGAAAUUAUAGUGUUUUAUUUUUAGCUGUUUUCUGCUGCACAGGAAAAUGUAAAAGUUGCUUGCUGCUAGUUAAUUAUAGCCCUGGCAUUCCUGAGGGCUUUGCUCAUGUACAGGCCACUCAUUGUGAGUUUUUAUUAAGCUGGUCUAUUUGUCCAGUUUGGAAACAGCAAAUUCCUUUUGAAAUGAAAACAACUCCUUUGUUUUUGGGUCGCCUGAGCCAAGGAUUUGUAGGGGCUGGCCAUAGGAGGAGGAACAGUGGGAGUUGGGGAUAGGGGGAGACAGGGCUUGGAGAGCACUGGAAUGUGCCUCCAUGCAUCUCUGAUUUUCCCAGCUCACAUUUACCUUUCCCUUGGCUAGGUUAUAUAUAAAUAUUUAUGUAUACAUAUUCAUACAUACAUACAUAUAUAUAUAUAUAUUUAAGGAAAGACACAUCCCAAGCAAAUCCAGAAGCUCAGGCUGGAUGGAAUGGCUUGGAGUGAAGCCUCUGGAACUGUGUGUGUGCUUCUGUCCCGUGCUGCCGAGGGGUGCAAGGAUGCCCAGGCUCCAAAGGACACUGCUUUCCUUUGAGGCUGGUUUGUAGCAUCCACUGCCUUUAGCAGAAGAGCUGUUGUCUGCCCACGAGGCAGCACAAAGGUGUUUGUGAGAGCCUCUGAGCUCUGUUCUGUCUCUGCCCCUGCCCUCUCGUGUGACCUGGGGUGAGAAAGCAGAGCCCCAGCCCUGGGGGUGCCUGGUGAGCACUGGGCUCACCAUCACAGCAUCCCCACACCCACUGAGAGUCAGGGCCUGGCUGGCUGGAGCUCAGUGUCUGUGUGCAGGCAGGGUCUGCAGGAUGUGCCUGUGCCCAGAGAGAGUGGAGGGAACCCCGAGCUGGUGGGACAGUGCUGUGAGCCCGAGGUCUGGGAGUGAUCCUCAGUGCCAAUCCUCUUCCUCCCAACAGCCAUGUCAGAGCUCCGUGCAGCUGGGGUGGGCACAUGGGUGAGAACAGCAGCCAAAAGAAACAAAUUUGUGUGAUAGCUGGCUAAGAAGGGAAUUUAAGCAAAUAAUCAGAUGGUAGCAGGCAAGUGAUUUUAUUUGUGUUUCUUCUUGUUUUGUUUUUCCUUUUGAACUCUGGCGAUUGUACGAAGCUUUAGAAGAAAAUAGGAUUCAGUAAUUAGGGAUGAUUUUACAAUGGAUGUUGCAUUUCCUUUCCAUUCGCAGACGGCAUCUGUUUGUCUUUUCUGUUGGCAAAAUGGGAAGGAGGAAAGUGUGAUCCUAGAGCUAGGCAGAGCAGGAGCCCAUGCUGUGUGAGAGCAGCAGGUCUGGCUAAAGUGAAUGCAUUCCUUUUGUCCUCUAGAAAUUAAUAUAAAUGAACUAUCAUCUAUUGACUGGUUUAUAUCACAUCCUAUGAAUGUAUGUAAAUAAAACUGUACAUAGAUGCGUAUCUAUAUAAAAUAUCUUUUAAUAACGUAUCAAAUUUGUGUAAAUUGGAAACAAAAAUACCUAUAAAGCCAGUGUACAUAAGUUACAAUUCUGUAUAUUUUCUUUUGUUCUUCAUAAAAAUAUAUUUACUUUGACAAUAAAAUGAAAAUGGAAAUUUUAAA
Molecule: messenger RNA, 3711 nt
Organism: Melospiza melodia melodia
Lineage: Eukaryota; Metazoa; Chordata; Aves; Passeriformes; Passerellidae
Gene: KLF15
Product: KLF transcription factor 15
Exons: 3
Coding region: 625-1839 (404 amino acids)
Biological process (GO): regulation of transcription by RNA polymerase II
Molecular function (GO): RNA polymerase II cis-regulatory region sequence-specific DNA binding; DNA-binding transcription factor activity, RNA polymerase II-specific
Source: RefSeq, a predicted model, not a curated record